Hymenoscyphus albidus is the source of this 1464-nucleotide messenger RNA. The record is from the annotation of a GenBank genome assembly. Lineage: Eukaryota; Fungi; Ascomycota; Leotiomycetes; Helotiales; Helotiaceae.
AUGCAGGUUACCAAUACUAUUUUUGUUGGGCGACCAUCGAAGCAGAUACGUCGAGCACUUCCGGUAUACUUCGCCUGCAUUUUCAUUGCUUUAGUCUUUUUCAAUUCUUAUUCAGGGGACGCGUCCUCUCUGAAACCAUCCAGCAUCUGGAAGCGCGUGUGGCCUCAAUCACCAUUAUACCCGAAAACCAAUUCGAAGUUCCCCAAGAAAAUAUGGCAGACGUGGAAAGUCGAUCCGCUCGAGUUCGACGAGAGAGACUCAGGUCGAGCCCGAACUUGGCCACAAAAAAAUCCGGGUCAUCGAUACGAAGUUUUGACGGAUGGCAACGAUAUGGAUUAUGUGGAAAGAAAUUUCGGACCUGACGGCCUCAAUCGCCUUGAUGUGGUGUACAUGUACCGCACACUAACCGCGAGAAUCAUCAAAGCCGAUCUUCUGCGGUACCUGAUCAUGUAUGUGGAGGGCGGAGUUUAUGCGGAUAUCGACGUGGAGGCAGUCCAACCAGUCGAUACUUGGAUUCAAGCCCCUCACGACGAGGGACAGGUGGGGUUGGUAAUCAGUGUUGAGAUUGAUGAGCCAGACUGGAACAAGCAUAAAAUCCUCGGUCCAAAAUCGCAAUCGUUCUGCCAAUGGACAAUCAUGGCGAAGCCGAAACACCCAGUAAUGUUACGACUGAUUGACAAUGUGGUGGCAUGGAUUGAGACAAUGGCAAACAAGCAAUCGAAGGGUGUGGCCGAAAUCGAGCUGAAUUUUGAUGAGGUCUUAAGUGGUACAGGACCUUCGGCUUUCACCACUGCUGUUCUGGCAGAGAUGGCCAUCCAGGUCGGUAAAGAACCACCUUGGGAGAAAUUUCACCGCUUGAAUGAAUCGACACUCAUAGGAGACAUUCUGGUUCUUCCCGUUCAAAGCUUUGCUUCUAACCAAGGCCAUUCCCAUUCCGAAGAUCCAGAGCCCACGAAAGCUCUUGUCAGACAUCACUACCAUGCUUCGUUAUGGCCUUCCCGUCAUCCAAGAUACAGCCAUCCCGGUUACGGCAUGGUCGAAGAGUGCAAUUGGACGCCGGACUGUGUUCACGAAUGGGACAAGAAUGUGGCUAACUGGGAUGCGCUUCCCCAAGAUGCAAAGGACAAGCAAAUCGCGGAGCACAAUAAAAUGCUUGAGGAAAAAUCCGCCCAGGAAGAGAAGGAAAGGUUAGACCGCGAGAAGGAAGAUCGGGAAAAUCGUGAAAAAGAGCAGCUGGAAACUUGUGCGAAGCUGCAGAUCGAAAAGCUAAAGGAGCACCCACUACCUGUAGACAAUCAAACUGAGAUUCAAAAGGACGAGAAAAAGGAGGGCGAUGCGAAGCCGGCAGAAACACCAACUCCUCCAUUGGUCCUCGCAGCGCCACCAGCGCCCGAAGCGAACCCAGCAGAACCAAGAAAACCAGUGACAGACAACCCAAGACAUACAGAUGCAAUAAAAAUAUGA